Coregonus clupeaformis (lake whitefish) is the source of this 5030-nucleotide messenger RNA. RefSeq names its product MAM domain-containing glycosylphosphatidylinositol anchor protein 2-like. Gene Ontology annotation, cellular component: neuronal cell body; axon; plasma membrane. The record is from RefSeq and is a predicted model, not a curated record. Bases 820 to 3690 code for a protein of 956 amino acids. Lineage: Eukaryota; Metazoa; Chordata; Actinopteri; Salmoniformes; Salmonidae. Gene Ontology annotation, biological process: synapse organization; homophilic cell-cell adhesion. Gene Ontology annotation, molecular function: axon guidance receptor activity. The transcript has 17 exons.
GACUGACCACCUCAGAACCAACACAUCCUCUUCAAAUAAUAAUGUGUACAGGACACUUUGAGAUAAAAACGCGCACGUAACGACGAAUCGCCGUUUGCUAUUUCGAGAGACACAAACUCGAGGUUUUAGGUAACCUGCAUCAUGAGUCAAAUACACUUCUAAAUCCGGGAAUUAUCAUCCGCCGGGGAUGUCACGUUCACGGUCUUUGGCCAUAGUGCUAGCAUGAACGCGUCACAUCCAGCCGCUCAGUGUCAGCUUCUCGGAACACCUUUUGCCUUCCUGUCCUCGGAACACUGUGGCAAGCCUUUGAGAGGAGAGGGAAAGCCGCAAGUGGAUAUCAGAAUGUAUUUCAUCUCCGUUUAGCAAUGGAAGCUGCUGGAAUCGGUGAAGGAGCAGUGGAUACGCGUGGAUAUCACUGGACACCGAAUAAGCGUUUUCUCGAAAGAAUUAUCGGCGUUGCCUUCUCGGUUACUUUUACAAUGUCACAAUCAAGGAGAUCCUCCUGAGGCUUCAAGUAUGCACGGACAUUGGCGAUUUUGACUGAUGUGCCAUUGUAGGCACAACAUUUACCAGUUUUUAUCCAUCACUGUGAAUCAUUUAUCCUAAUACCUGCUCCCUGCUCCCACUGAAAUAUUGACAGAACCAAAUGCAUUUCAUAGAGCAUCAAAUAAAAAUUCGUUACCCGGUGUCAGUGGUGUCUCAACCAGAUUUGCGCUGAAUCCUGGUGCGGAACCGCGGGAACUGAGUUCCGACAAGCUGCAUCUCGCCUUGGGAAGAACCUGUCACCAUCGAAGUGGAUAUGUUGACAUUAACGUGAAGAUGGGUUUAGUUUUCGGUCUCUUGUGGCUGUUCAACAUCUUUUUGGAGGGCAUUCAUUGCCAAGGAGUGUAUGCACCUCCUACAGUCCGAAUCAUCCACUCUGGCCACGCAUGCAACAUCGAGGAGGAGCGCUAUACCGAGCGCGUCUACACCAUCCGGGAGGGAGAGACCCUGGAGCUAGCUUGUCUGGUCUCGGGCCACCCUCGACCUCAGAUCCGAUGGACCAAAACAGCCGGUAGCGCCUCGGACCGCUUCCAGGACUCCAGUGUGUUCAACGAGACCCUGCGCAUCACCCGCAUCCAGAGGCACCAGGGCGGACGCUACUACUGCAAGGCUGAGAACGGCCUGGGAUCCCCGGCCAUCAAGUCCAUCCGAGUGGACGUCUACUAUUUGGAUGAUCCCAUCGUAACCGUCCACCAGAGCAUCGGGGAGGCUAAGGAGCAGUUCUACUACGAGAGGACGGUGUUCCUGCGCUGCAUGGCUAACUCCAACCCGCCAGUGCGCUACAGCUGGAGGCGUGGCCGAGAGUUCCUGUCCCAAGGCUCGGAUAAGGGCGUUGAGAUCUACGAGCCCUUCUUCACACAAGGGGAGACCAAGAUUCUAAAGCUGAAGAACCUUCGACCUCAGGAUUACGCCAACUACAGCUGCAUCGCCUCGGUCCGGAGUGUGUGCGGCAUUGCCGACAAGAAUGUCCUCUUCAAACUCUCCAACAAAACAGCAUCCCCCACCAUUAAGCUGCUGGUGGAGGACCCCAUCGUGGUGAACCCUGGGCAGACCGUGACCCUGGUGUGCGUGACCUCCGGCGGUGACCCCACGCCCACACUCACCUGGGUGCACAACACUGACGAGCUGCCCAAGAAGAGCGUCCUUAAUGGAGGGACCCUCACGCUGCCCGCCAUCUCCACAGAGGAAGCAGGCGUCUACAGCUGUGUGGCCAGCAACAACGUGGGAAACCCGGCUAAGAAGUCUACCACCAUUGUGGUCCGAGGGCUAAAGAAGGGGCGCUUCUGGAUCACGCCCGACCCGUACCACAACGAUGACAACAUCCAGAUUGGCCGUGAGGUCAAGAUCUCCUGCCAGGUGGAGGCCACGCCGCCAGAGGAGCUCCUGUUCAGCUGGCUGAAGAAUGGACGGCCGCUGCGCAGCUCAGAGCGUAUGGUCAUCACCCACACCGACCCGGACGUCCAGACAGGCACCACCAACCUGGACAUCAUCGACCUCAAGUUCACUGACUUCGGCACGUACACCUGUGUGGCAGUGCUGAAGAACGGCGGCAUCCCCGAGAUCAGCAUCGACGUCAAUAUCUCUUCGACCACAGUCCCUCCGGAGUUAACGGUGCCACGGGGCAAGUCCCCCUUGGUGGUCCAGGAGGGUGACACGGUGGAGCUCCAGUGCCUGGUCUCGGGGAAGCCCAAGCCUAUCAUCCUCUGGUCGAGGGCCGACAAGGAGGUGCCCAUGCCCGACGGCGGCCUUCAGACAGAGAGCUACGACGGCGCACUGCGCAUCGUUAACGUGUCCCGUGAGAUGACGGGAACCUACCGCUGCGCCACCAGCCAGUACAACGGCUUCAACGUCAAGCCCCGGGAAGCCCUAGUGGAGCUCACUGUUCAGUAUCCGCCGGCGGUGGAGCCGCUGUUCACAGAGAUCCGCCAGGGUUUGGGUCGUGCCUUCACCCUCAACUGCCGCAUGCUGCGGGCCCACCCGUCCAAGGUGCUGAAAUACGAGUGGAAGCUGGGCACCCGGCUGCUGACCGUGGGCCAGUUGGACCAGAGCGACGAGACGGACUACCACGUCAGAGCCCUCAACAGGGAGGGCUACGGGGAGUACACCUGUGAAGUGACCAACGAGGCCGGGGCGGGCGCCUGCAGGUUCUUAGUCACAGGGAGGGCCUAUGCCCCAGAGUUCUACUAUGACACCUACAGUGCAUUGUGGCAGAACCGGCCCAGGGUCUAUGGCUUCAAGCUACAGUGGACCCAGCAGAACCCGCUGUCUGUGGACCGCAUCGUGGCCUACCGACUGGGUAUCAAACAGACGGGCCAGUCGAGGUGGUGGGAGCAGGAGAUCCCCAUGGAGGGAGCGAUCGCCAAGGGCGAGCUGAUCACCCACAACCUGACGGAGCUCAUCAAGCCUGAGGCCUACCUGGUCCGACUCACCCCCAUCACACGCUUCGGAGAGGGAGACUCCACAGACAGAAUCAUCAGAUACAGUGCUCCAGUCAACCCUCACUUGAGAGAGUUCCAGUGCAGCUUUGAGGACGAGGCCGUGUGUAUGUUCACCCAGGACAAGACGGAGGACUUUGACUGGACCCGACACAGCGCCGCCACCAGAAACACCAAGUAUACGCCCAACACCGGGCCCAGCAGUGACCGAGUCGGCUCCAAGCAAGGUUUCUACAUGUACAUCGAGACGUCUCGACCGCGCCUGGAGGGAGAAAAGGCCCGACUGUUGACCCCCACUUUCAACGUCGCCCCCAAAAGCCCCUAUGGGACUGUGACGUCCUCUCCAACCUAUUGCUUUGGCUUCUACUACCAUAUGUAUGGGAAACACAUAGGGGCGUUGAAGGCGUACUUACGGCAGAAGGGCCAGUCAGGCGCAGACAGUUCCGUGUGGACCCUGGUCGGGAACCAAGGGGACCGAUGGAAGCAAGCCAAAGUCAACAUUCACCCAACAGCCUCUUUCCAGUUGGUUCUGGAAGGAAUUCGUGGUCCCGGUAUAGAAGGGGAUAUCGCCAUAGAUGAUGUCACCAUUGAGGAAGGAGAAUGUAAAGACCCUCCACCCAACAAUCUGAGGUCACUGGCUCCUCCCACCGCGCACCAUAUAUGGCAGUUAUUGGUCACACUGACCCUGAUGUUUGUGGGUCAUCAGAGGUGACGCCUCUCUCCCAGGAGGAGCAACCUGAUGCCGGCCCCACCCCUGUGGAAGAAUCUGCAGCCUUUCACUGUCUAAACCCCCAAAACGACCAAAGAUUCAGUCUUCAGGAGAGCAGCAGCAGUCCAGCGCUGGUCCAGGUUGGAGCAGGAAACAAAAAAACUCUGUCAAUCUGGAUUUUUCUGAAAUAUGCACAGAGAACAUUUCAAGGUCAGGACUCCAGGGUCAGUAUGGAGAGCCGGGUUCUCCAUAGUAGACGCUGCUGUAGUACGGGCUCCACUUCAUAUUUUCUCUCCCCAAGGUGAAGCCAGCGAGGCAGAGUGUGGGUGCCGUCAUUGUGUAUAUUGGCUCGAGGAUUCGGAACGGAAUAGUACAUUUCUGUAAAGCACAAGGACGCAUGUUGUGGUCCCAUUUCUUUCUUUCCAUUUUCAUAUGUGGUUUUGUUUGCUGCUUGUCAAGCCCAAGGAAUUAUGAUAAUUGAUUGCUUAAUGAGAUGGGUGUAGAAGAGGUUGAUUUUAUGUUAAGAGUAUAAAUGUACGAAAUUCGCUCAACAACCCACACUGACCCGAAGCUAUUUUCUCAUGAAUAUGUUAGAGACUGCUAUUCCUCUUGCGUUGUCGCUUUCACCCCUUUUAAAACUCAAAGGCUGCCUGGGGUCGGAUUCAUCAAAAUGUGGAUAAACAAACACAUGUGCGUACCUUCUACCCAGAGGCUAAACUUUGACUGCUUAGUGCGUUAUAUGCAUAUCUGUAAGUUAAUUAAUCACAAUUAUUCCUUUGUGUGUUUUCUUUUAGUUUUUACCUUUGAGGUUGCUUAAUGUUGGUUUCAUUAAAAAGUGCGUACACUUGUUAGAUAGGUUACUCUAUUAUGCAGUGGCUGAACUAUGGUGCAUUGUAUGCCUGGUGGAACCAACCUCUGGACUCCUCGUAGUCAACUCUAUGUGAUCGAGACCUUAGAUCCUUUCGAAGUACUGUAGCGGCUUCUCUGUGUCCCAGCUGCCCUUAACUUCCAGAAUGUGAUUUAAUGAACAGUGACAUGACAUAUCUCUUCCGUUAUCUAAAAGGGAUUGAUGAGGGAUUAUAAAACUGAAGUACUCUAGCUUGUAUUAACAAUGGUAAUUGCAAUCCAGUCAUUUGAAUGAAAAGGUUAACUUUUAUCCUCAUCUCCUUGUUUUUCACUUUCCAUUACCUAGCUUCUCGAUUGGAGCCUGCUUUCUCCGUUCACCUCCUGACCAAUCACGAAUCGGUCAGGUCACGUGUGACGCUUAAAGACCAGGGCCCAGUUUCCCAAAAGCAUCUCAAGGCUAAAUUCAUCGUUAGAACCUUCGUAGGAGCAUGGUUAAA